GCGUCAAGCGUGUGCGUACGCUGUGUACGGAAGCGCAGCAGCAGCAGCAGCAGCAGCAGCAGCGUGCUCGGUGCUGUGAAGUGAAAUGUUCAAACACGUUUUUCUGACAGGACCUCCAGGUGUGGGGAAAACCACCCUGGUGCAGAAGGUCUGCGAGGCUUUAGUGUCAUCAGGAGUGGGAGUUGAAGGGUUUUACACAGAGGAGGUCAGGGAGGCAGGCCGGAGAGUCGGCUUUGAUGUAGUCACAGUGACAGGAGAGAGGGGCCACCUGUCCAGAAUCAGAGAUGUCGCCGGUUCAUCUCAUGGCAGACGGGAAUACACAGUUGGGCAGUACGUGGUUGACUUGCCCUCGUUUGAAAGCCUGGCUCUCCCCCUUUUCACAAAUGUGGGGUCAGCCGAUGCAGGCGGCAGGAAAGUGUUUGUCAUUGACGAGAUUGGCAAAAUGGAGCUCUUCAGCCAGUCGUUCAUUAGGUCUGUGAGGCAGACUUUAGAUAGCUCUUCCUACACCAUCCUGGGCACCAUCCCCAUCCCCAAGGGCAAACCACUGGGUCUCGUUGAAGAGGUGCGGAGCCGGAGGGAUGUCAAAGUCUUUACGCUGUCAAAGGAAAACAGAAACUCUAUCCUACAAGACAUUUUAGCGGCACUACGAAACUGUCUCAAACAAACAUCCUAGUAUGAAGAUUCAGAGGAAAAAACGCUGCAGGUGGAGUGUUUUUUUUUUUGUUUUUUUUUGCUGACAGCAUUUUUUCCGUUUGUGUCGAUGCAUUUACAGCACAUGCAGCCAGAGUAUGGAGUGGAUCCACUCACGCUAUAUAACAGGGUUGUGACCUAACCUGAAGGGCAUAGCGAGCUGCUGGAAGAGUUAGUGUGUCACAUGCAUGUAUUAUGUACACUUUUUUUUUCUUCCUUAUGCAGCCUUAAAAUGGAUUGCAUGCUGAAUAAUUGAUUGUGAGAUGGAACACAGCGAGGGAAUUGUUCAGUUAGUGUGUAAAUACCCCGUGCUGUCAGAGUCAAAGACCGCUAGUCCUGAAAACGGCUCUGUUUUAUUUUUCAUUCAGCGGGUUGUUCUUACUCUGCGGCAGGCAUUUCUCACGUAUUCAUUUAUUACAUUAAUUUGUCGACGAGAAUAAGCGGUGGUUAAUUCAUUUUAAUUCAUUUAUUUUGUUGCCUUGUGAGCCGCACUUUUGUUUGUCUUGUCAACCUGAGGAUGUGCUCAUUGAAAAUCAAUCAAUAUUUAACAGUGCAACUACGUCCAAUCCUUUCAUGGUUUAUUCAUCCACCUGAAUGAACAACAACAACAAAAAAAGGAAAAAUAAACCGUUUUUGUCUUCUAUCAGUGA
Messenger RNA from Larimichthys crocea (large yellow croaker), 1340 nucleotides. RefSeq names its product nucleoside-triphosphatase, cancer-related (gene ntpcr). Gene Ontology annotation, molecular function: ATP hydrolysis activity. Bases 86 to 673 code for a protein of 195 amino acids. The transcript is spliced from 5 exons. The record is from RefSeq and is a predicted model, not a curated record. NCBI's taxonomy places the organism in Eukaryota, Metazoa, Chordata, Actinopteri, Sciaenidae.